CUGGGUGCGCUAGACGCCGGGAGCGCACUUGGAGGGGGCGCCAGGCGGGGCCGCUUGGAGCAGCGGCAUAAGCGCGGCUGGCUGGCGAGGGAGUUUUGCAGCCCGGCGGCAGCGACCGUGACUGCGCCCUGCCCAGCGAUGAGCAGCCCGAAAGUCCCGGCCCAGCCCGAAGCGGCUGCGGUGCCCCGGAGCUAGGGCUGCCUUGCCCCCGGGCCAACGGCUCGGAGCUCAGCAGCAGCCGGCCGUGGAGAAGAUGCGCCCCCGGCUGGCACGGCCCCUGGGCGCAGCGCGCUGAGCCAGGCGCAGCCGGCUGCUGCCCGGAGUGGCCUGGUGCCGGCGGGCCGGGGUCCCCCGGUCCUUCUGUGCUGAGCCGGCAGGCAGGCGGCUGCGAGGAGACAGGGACAAUGUACGCGGGGCGCAAGAGGAGGAAGCCCGUGCAGAGGACAGUGAAGCUGCCACCCCCAGAAGGUGUGAAGUUGAACCCCUCCAAGCGCCAUAGGGAUCGGCUGAACUCGGAGCUGGAGCAGCUGGCUAGCUUGUUGCCUUUCCCCGAAGAGGUCAUCUCUACCCUGGAUAAACUCUCCAUCCUGCGCCUCAGCAUCAGCUACCUCAGGGCCAAGAACUUCUUCAACAUUGUCCUGAAGAGUCACUGCUCCAAAGGGGGAGCAGAAGGGAAUGGUGACCAUGACAAUGGGAGGACCUCGGGACUGCCUGACAGAAUCAUACCAGAGGGUGAAUUGCUAUUACAGGCUCUUCAUGGCUUUGUGCUGGUGGUGACGUCUGAAGGGUUGAUAUUUUAUUCCUCUCACACGAUUCAAGACUAUCUUGGAUUUCAUCAGACAGAUGUCAUGCACCAGAGCGUGUUUGAGCUGAUCCACACCGAGGACCAACAGGAGUUCAGGCGCAACCUUCACUGGGCCCUUAACCCACCUCCCAUUCCUGAGAGCGAACCAUCACCUGAUGGUGAAACAAGUAUCAACUCCUCCGUUAUCACUUACAAGCCCAGCCAGCUGCCUCCCGAGAACUCCUCUUUCCUUGAAAGGAGCUUUGUGUGCCGAUUCCGCUGCCUCCUGGAUAAUUCAUCCGGGUUUGUGGCUUUAAACCUUCAGGGCAGGUUGAAAUUUCUCCACGGCCAGAAUACAAGGUCUGAAGAUGGGUCCCUGCUGCCGCCCCAGCUGGCUCUCUUUGCCAUCUCCAUUCCCUUGCAGCCCCCUUCCAUCCUGGAGAUCAGAACCAAAAACUUGAUCUUCAGAACCAAGCACAAACUGGACUUCACCCCCUUGGCAUGUGAUGCCAAAGGGAAAGUCGUGCUGGGCUAUACGGAGGCAGAGCUGCGGGUGCGUGGCACCGGGUAUCAGUUCAUCCACGCUGCUGAUAUGCUGUAUUGUGCCGAGAAUCACGUCCGAAUGAUGAAAACGGGCGAGAGCGGUCUGACUGUGUUCCGUCUCCUGACAAAAGAAAAUCGCUGGAAGUGGGUCCAGGCCAAUGCUAGACUCGUCUACAAGAAUGGCAAACCCGAUUACAUCAUCGCCACGCAAAGGCCGCUUGUAGAUGAAGAAGGAGGGGAGCACCUUCGGAAGCGUUCUAUGCAUCUUCCUUUUACCUUUGCUACAGGAGAGGCACUAUUAUAUCAAACACCCUACCCGCUUCCUGGCUUCCCUGACCCUUUCAACAGCAAAGGGAAAAACAACAGAUCCAAAAAGAAUUCUCACGGUAAAGGGGGAAGGUCCCAGAAGGACAAUGUAGACCCAAACUCUCUUCUGGGAGCCAUGAUGAGGCAAGAUGAGGCUGUUUAUGUCUCCCAUCCAGCUUCUACUCCCAAAGAUUCCUUCAGCAGCAAUCUCUUCAGCCACCUGGGAGAAUCUGGCUUUUUUGGGACUAGAGGAGAUAACUGGAAUGCAGUUGCUAAUCCAUUGUCCUCUGGGGAAAAUAGUUCCAAGCAGGAGCUGGCUGACUUGAGGGAAGGGGACCCACUGUUGACCACGCUGGAUUCUCUCUCGAUAAGCAGUGAUGAAAACUGUUCAAAUAAUGAGCUGUUCAAUACUUUGGAGGGUCUGGGGCUGAAUGCUGAGGAUCUGGAGCUCUUGCUGUUGGAUGAAAGGAUGGUGAGGGUAGAAAUGGACCUGGAUUAUAUUCCUUCUCUGAACGAUCUAUUAACAAACAAUGAAAUCCUCUCCUAUAUUCAUGGCUCACUUGUAAACAAAUCUGAGGAUGAGCCCACCGGGGAGCAGCAGGCCUGUUCCUCGUCAGACCCAGGCCAGAAUCCAAGCAAAGACCCAGUGGUGUAUCCAUCUCAGAUGCCAGAGAAAGAAUCCCAUUGCUCACACCAGUCCCCGCCACAAAACCAGCAAUCGCUGAUCUUGCAUCUCCCGCAGCAAAUGCAGCAGCACAUUGUGACCCAAAACCAGCAGAACAGCCAGCCGUGGGAGCAGCUGUUGCCCUCAGUUCUCAGUCAGCCAACGCCUCUGCUGAUGAAGCAGGCUGAUGAGGAUAAGCAGCAGCCUAGCAGCCUGCAGUGGAGGCCACCAGCAGGAACAGCUGAGCUCAGGCUGUCGCAGUUUGUACAGUCACCUCUAGGUAAUCAGCAGCAGAGUCCACAAUGGGUCAGACCUCAUGGAUCAAACCAUCUCCAUCAACCCAUAGAAAUCCCUUACGAACAUCAGCAACAUGGGCAGCAGCUGGAGAGCAGCCUACACUCAGUGCAGGGAGCAUAUCAACCAUUCCUGCAGCAAAGCCAGCCCUGCAGCCAACAAAACCAGAUCCAGGCACGCACAGAGCCACAGCUGAAACAAAAACCCAACCAGCACUUGUUAGUGAACGGCCUGUGCAGCCAUGACUCCUCCAACCAGCCAACCCUAGUGAGUAACACGUGGCAGGGCUAUAGCUACAGGCCUGCAAAUCAGCCACCCCAGGGCCUCCCAGCACAGACCAAUAUCUAUGGUGUCGAGCAGGAGCUGAGCUCCCAGCUCUGCCCAGCUCAGAUGUCAAACAUGGGAGUGUCCACCAUUCAUUUUUACCUGAACAGGCUGUCCAACAUGGAGAUAGGAGAUAGAGGUAGAGGAGCAUCCCAAGAAGAGAUGACUCCGUAUUCGGGUUUUCUCCCCCCUUUCUCAUAUCAGGUCAUUUCUCCAAAGCAGCUGACCCCUGUUCCUUCAAUGUCCCAGUACCUGUGUCCAAAUUCAGCCUUGGAACACUUUGUGAAUAUCCAUGGACAACGGGAUUCCUCCAUGCACUCCUACGGGGCACACACGUCAUUAUUAUGCCAGGAUAAUAUCCAUAAGCCCGAAAAUGAUUGUGUUUUGACCAACGUUAAUGUGGGAUACCUCAGAGACUGCCUCCUGCCCAACAGAAACCCUGCUUCCUCAGACGAGCUGCAUUCCUGCACAGAACUGCUUCCAAAUCAUUCUAAUCCCUCCAGCAGUGGCUUUUAUCUUUAAGAGUGGGCGAUCAGAUUGGCCAAACCAGGAUUAUUCAGACCAUAUGGAGAAAUAGUUGUGUUUUUAAGUUAUGGAAAACAAGCAGCCAUUUUUUCUGGCUAUUUUUGUCUCGUCUUUCCUUUUAUUGUUUUAAUCAGUCUCACAUGAUAGUGAUCUUGACAGACAGGGCUUGGCCGUGAGUGAGAAGGAACUUCUCAUGGUAGAGUUUAAUUUUCACAAAGAUAUUACCUAUCUGAGCAUUAAUGUUCCAUCUACAACAGUCUAGUAGGGAAACAACUUUUAAUUUUUCACAACCCCUCUAAUGCAUUUAUAAAAAUAGCCCGGGCUUGAGCUAUGUACACAAAGUCUCAUGUGUCCAAUUAUCUUGGAACGGCUGAGAGUUUUUUGUGUUCUUUGCUUCAUCAGUUGGGAGUUUCCAAAUGUCAGGGCCCUAUCUGUUUUCCUUUCAUGUUUCCCUGCAAUCGAUUGCAGAAAGGCAGAGACAUCCAGCUACAAAGGAAAAUUGGCUUGGAAAUAUCUUGAUCCAGCCUCAUAUUUUUCUUUUGUAGCAGUCUUUUAAAUUGAAUACAGAACUACAUUUUAACAUCAACAAAGACUACCCUGUUGAAGAUGCGACAUUGACAUAAUAAAUCUUGCACUUUGAUGAAAAGAGUUCUCUAUUGCACUACACUCCAUUUUUAGUUCUACUUUUACUUAAGAUUAUUGGGUUGGGGGGGGUGUCUAAUCACAUUUUACCGGUCUCUACAAUUUAGGACAUUUUUGUUUCUGUCGUUGAGAGGUUCAACAGUGUAGAUAUUGUUUUGGUGAAACUGCACCACUGUAAAAAAGGCAAGAUGUAGAAUUUCACUAACUAUGCACAGAUUGUAAUGAAUCUCUUCCUGCUGGGUUUGCCAAAGCUUUUUGAUUUGUUUGCUUUUCUCAAAAAAAAAACAAAAAAAAAAAACCACAUUUCCCUAAUGACAUGGUUGACCAUGAAACCAAUUGCGUUCAUCAAAAAGUUACCACUGUGAAUGAAUAUGUGAGCUGCUGCUUUGCCAAACAUCACUCUAAAGUCACAUUCCACUAAGUCUGCAAACAACUGACCUAUAGUCUCAUAUUACAUGGGUCCUUUCACAGCCAGAUUUCAACAUCCACGAGAGAUGUUAUCAUUAACUGAUUCCACAGAUUAGAGCAUUAGGUAUUGUAGUAAAUAUCACUGAUUGUCAUUUGGUUGUCUUCUGUAUGAUAUGCCCAAAUUGGUUGGUUUUGAUUCUCGGAGAACCUAGCAUGUAUUCUGUCUGAAAGUGGAUCUAAACCACCAAGACUAUUCAAAGCCACAGGAGCUCAUGUGUAGGUACUUAACUAUUAAAAAAUUAGGAGCAGACUGGCAUAUAAGCCAUAUGUUGUAUCUGUGCCUAAAAAGAUUGCAAAUAAGUAGAGGACUUGACUAGUUCAGAGGAAGAGUCGGAUUACUGUACAGAGAAGUUUGCAAUAUAAUAAAUAAAAUAAGUAUAAUGAUACUUAAUAUUAAAUGCUUGACAUAGUGAUAUUUUCCCACAAAAGAAGUACAACCCAUACAUAUGUAUAUAAUGUGAGCCGACAGAUAUAUUUUUAUGCUACUCCAGCAGAGAAAAACAUAUCUUCCCAAGGUAUUCAAGUAACGUCCUUUGGAAUGAGAAAAAUAUUCAAAUUCAAAGGAUCAGAAAUUCUUCAAGUGCUUGUUCACGUUCAUUCCACAUUAGGUGUGCGCG
Molecule: messenger RNA, 5167 nt
Organism: Dermochelys coriacea (leatherback sea turtle)
Lineage: Eukaryota; Metazoa; Chordata; Testudines; Dermochelyidae
Product: aryl hydrocarbon receptor-like
Exons: 12
Coding region: 405-3437 (1010 amino acids)
Biological process (GO): regulation of transcription by RNA polymerase II
Cellular component (GO): aryl hydrocarbon receptor complex; nucleus
Molecular function (GO): nuclear receptor activity; protein dimerization activity; transcription cis-regulatory region binding
Source: RefSeq, a predicted model, not a curated record